AUGGCAGACUCUCCCUCUACCAAUUGUGCAAUGCCUAAAAAACAACAAAAUCCUUCCCUAGAAUCUCUACCCACAGAUUUACUAUUGGAUAUAUUUGCAAAGGUGGCUUUUUAUUCCAUUGAAGAUAUUUCCUACAUCAAACUGACCUGCAAGGAGUUUCUUCGUGUCGCAGAACAUGAUUAUGUGUAUCAUAAUUCAUCAUUGGAAAAAUUUGCAUUGCAACCUUUGGAAUGGAUCAAUUCAGAAAAACCAUUUCGUCAUUAUGUACAGGUUCUUUCUCCUAAUGAAGAAGGAUCUUUGAAUGUGAUAAAGGUAUUCGAGUGGAAAUUAACACCGGAACAAAGGUUCAACAAAGAACGACAGGCAUAUUUCUUAAGGCGUUGCAAGGAAAGUAACAACCCUAAAAUUAUGUACCGUGAAGGAAUGCUUGAAUAUUUCAGAGAAACAUCAAGUUCAAGUUCCAUCGCCUUGGCUUUUGAAAACUUGAAGACUGCUGCUCUGAAUGGUCAGGAUGAUGCCAUGUACGUGUAUAACAUGCUCUUGAUGUGA
Messenger RNA from Gastrolobium bilobum, 549 nucleotides. RefSeq names its product putative F-box protein At1g67623. The transcript has a single exon. Bases 1 to 549 code for a protein of 182 amino acids. Gene Ontology annotation, molecular function: protein binding. Lineage: Eukaryota; Viridiplantae; Streptophyta; Magnoliopsida; Fabales; Fabaceae. The record is from RefSeq and is a predicted model, not a curated record.